Leucoraja erinaceus (little skate) is the source of this 2385-nucleotide messenger RNA. Its product is annotated as metastasis-associated protein MTA2-like. Gene Ontology annotation, cellular component: nucleoplasm; NuRD complex. NCBI's taxonomy places the organism in Eukaryota, Metazoa, Chordata, Chondrichthyes, Rajiformes, Rajidae. The record is from RefSeq and is a predicted model, not a curated record. The transcript is spliced from 19 exons. Gene Ontology annotation, molecular function: transcription corepressor activity; transcription coactivator activity; chromatin binding. Bases 102 to 2150 code for a protein of 682 amino acids. Gene Ontology annotation, biological process: negative regulation of transcription by RNA polymerase II.
CAGGCCCACGCCCGGUGGAGCCCAGCAACGGGGGCAGCGGCGCCGGGGACCACAGGGAGCGCUGACCCGGCGGGCGGGCGGGCGGGCCCCGAGCCCGAGCCAUGGCGGCCAACAUGUACCGGGUCGGAGAUUAUGUUUACUUUGAAAACUCCUCAAGUAAUCCAUACCUCAUCCGCAGGAUAGAGGAACUAAAUAAGCAGACCGGCAGCGGGAACGUAGAAGCCAAGGUUGUGUGUCUGUUCCGGAGACGGGACAUUUCCAGCAACCUCAAUGGACUGGCAGACAACCAUGCACGUGAAGUUUUUGAAGAGGACUCCAAGCAGCCCAUAUUGGUGGAUCAGGAACGGCAUCAGCUUAAACACAGAGAGCUCUUCCUCUCUCGCCAGUUCGAGUCCCUACCAGCCACGCACAUCAGGGGGAAGUGUAAUGUGGCCUUGUUGAAUGAGACGGAGAAGCUGAGCGAAUACCUGGAUAGAGAGGACUGCUUUUACUACUCGCUGGUGUUCGACCCCUUGCAGAAGACGUUGAUCGCUGACCAGGGCGACAUACGAGUGGGGCCCAAGUACCAGGCCGACAUCCCUGACAAGCUGGCAGAUGUUGAGUCUGACGACAGGAACCAGAUGAAAAUGGAAACCAAGUUGUGGGACCCGGACAACUCGCUCACUGACCGGCAGAUAGACCAGUUUCUCGUCGUAGCUCGGGCGGUGGGAACCUUUGCUCGUGCUUUGGACUGCAGCAGCUCCAUCCGUCAGCCGAGUUUGCACAUGAGUGCAGCCGCAGCGUCCAGGGACAUCACGCUGUUCCACGCCAUGGAUACCCUGCAGCGUAACGGCUACGAUCUCGCCAAAGCCAUGUCGACGUUAGUGCCUCAGGGAGGACCUGUACUAUGUCGGGACGAGAUGGAGGAAUGGUCGUCCUCCGAGGCUAUGCUUUUUGAAGAGGCGCUGGAAAAAUACGGCAAGGAUUUCACCGACAUCAGACAAGACUUUUUGUCCUGGAAAUCAUUGGCCAGCAUAGUCCAGUUUUAUUACAUGUGGAAGACCACAGACCGAUACAUCCAGCAGAAAAGGCUAAAAGUAGCUGAAGCUGACAGCAAGCUGAAGCAGGUCUACAUUCCCACCUACACAAAACCAAACCCCAACCAGAUUGUGAAUAUGGGGCCAAAGGGCGGGAUGAUGAACGGAGCGACGGGGUACCAGAAACCUGCCGCUGGCCUGACCUGUGAGAGCUGUCACACCACGCAGUCUCUACAGUGGUAUGCCUGGGGCCCUCCCAACAUGCAGUGCAGACUCUGCGCUUCCUGCUGGAUCUACUGGAAGAAGUAUGGUGGCUUAAAGACGCCGACGGUACUGGACGGGGACAAGCAGCGGCUUCCUUCGGAGCCCAGGUCGAAGGGGCCAGGCGGGCGCCAGGACUCCCCAGGCUUUCUGUCCUGCAACAGCUCCAAGCUCCUAGCCAAGAACCGGCAGACGUUCCUGCUGCAGACGACCAAGCUGACACGCAUCGCCCGGCGGUUGUGCGAUGACAUCCUGCGGCCGCAGAGGGCAGCUCGGCGCCCCUACAUCCCCGUCAAUGUCGGUGCCAUCAAGACCAAGUGGGGCUCGUUCUGUGCUGUCCGACUCCCGAAAGCAGCAACCAAACCGCUCAGGAUCCGACCCACGCCUCGGCCCACGCUAGCCAACAUCAUGAAGGAGUUGGGAGAGUUAGCGGCACGAGGCCUGACGAAGCCGAGGAUCAUGAAAGGGGGUGAGGCAAACCGAACUCUGCUGAACAUCAACCGAGGAGCAGUGUCCUUGCUGGGGAAACGCACCUUCAACAAACAGAACGGGGUCCAGGGAGCUCCGAGUCCUGUUCAUAUUAGACAGAUGACGGCUAGUGCCCAUUUGACCAGCAACAGACCCUUCUCUUCGGGGAUGAAGACAGACCAAGUUAGUACUGAGCCACCGUUCAAGCGGCAAAAACUGAACCCUGGAGAUGCUCCCGACCCGAUUGUCUUCGUGGCAACAGACCAUACCAGGGCGAUCCGGAAAGCUCUGAGCCAGUCGGAGAUGAGGAGGGCGGCACGCAGACCGUGUAUGCAAGUUAACGUCAAAUCCUCAGCCCCGAGCCGGCCAGUGGUCCUGGGAGAGCCCAUAGUCCUGGAGGACUGAAGACUGACUGGCGUGUACAUGCGUGCAGACGCACACUCUUGCUCUCCCCACCCCCCCCCCUGCCCCGCCACUACUGCACACGCGCACACACGCACGCACACACACUCUGUCACACAUUGUUGCACCCUCAAUCACACACACACGCACACACACACACACACACUGUCACACAUUCUUGCACCCUCAAUCACACACACACACGCGCACACACACACACGCGCACACACACACACAC